UAAUACUAAUAUACUAUAUAGGCAAAAUUCAUGCAUUCUUGGUUCAUAGAAUUGGAUUAAACAAUACUUUGGCUCCCUCCAUAACCCCAAGCAAAAACCCUUGUGAAACCCAGACUUGUGUACCUUUCAAAACCACCAUAUCAGCUUAAACAAACACCGGAAAAUGAUUCUCACCGCCACAACCAUUCUCCGCAAAACCCCUCUUUUCCUCCCCCGCUCCUCAAUUCUCUCUCCUCCCCGCAACUUCACCUCCAUUUCACCAAACCCACUUCAAAGUUUCAACUCAAUUUUCAGUAAUAGGCAGUUGGGGUUUCCUGGGUUGACAAAGAAACAAAUGGGUCAAGGUUAUUCUCGGGUUUCCGCGAUUUCCGGAGGUGGUUCCGGCGGUUCGUCUGGUGGUAAUGACGGCGGAGUGUUUGGCGGGUCCAGUGAUGACGGUGCUGGUGGUGAAGGUGAUGGCGGGAAUCAGUCUAAAUGGGGUUUGUUUGCAUGGUACAUGGACCUUCUAGUGAAGUCUCCUGUCUUGACAAAAUCUGUGACUUCCGCAUUGUUAAACUUGGUUGGAGACUUGAUCUGUCAGCUUGCUAUAGAUAAAGUGGCGUCUCCGGAUUACAAAAGGACCUUCACGUUCACCUUUUUAGGACUGGUUUUGGUGGGUCCGACACUGCAUUAUUGGUAUUUAUAUCUUAGUAAACUGGUCACGGUACCUGGAGCUUCUGGUGUCUUCCUGCGUCUUAUACUUGAUCAGUUCUUCUUUGCACCUAUCUUUAUUGGAACUUUUCUCUCCACGCUGAUCACAUUGGAAGGAAGGCCUUCGCAAGUUGUCCCGAAGCUUCGACAGGAAUGGUUUUCAUCUGUGAUUGCUAACUGGAAAUUGUGGAUACCGUUCCAGCUUCUGAACUUCGGUUUUGUUCCUCAGCAGUUCCAGGUUCUAGCGUCCAAUUUUGUUGCUGUAAUAUGGAAUGUGAUAUUAUCGUUUAAAGCUCAUACAGCGGUUGUCACAAAAUAAGUUCAGAAAGCGUUCACACUUAAUUAGGUUAUGUGAUGAACUGAUGAUACACACACUGCAAAAUGAAUAGCUUCAUUUUCCUGAAGCUGGUGCCCCUGGAUUGUACACAAGCUGUUUUUACAUUGCUAUUCACGAUCACUUACUGAAAAUCGCAAAACUAUAUCUUUUACUUUCAUCUGAAUCGGCGGAUGGGUAGCAAUGUGUAAAGGAAGUUGUUUCCAAUUUUGCCCUGCAACUUUCCCUCCCACCACCUCUCUGGGUUGCUGCAGAACAUUGGAGAAGUGUGGAGGGUCUGUCUUACCAUUCAUUCUCCUGGUGCCCAGAAAAAGUAUGGCACAUUUUUAUGAUGUUCUUGAUUAAACAGAAAUGUGUAAUAUCUCUUGACUUCAUUCUUUAAUUUAGCCCCACAUUUUGAUGA
Spinacia oleracea (spinach) is the source of this 1427-nucleotide messenger RNA. Its product is annotated as protein sym-1. Bases 164 to 1009 code for a protein of 281 amino acids. The record is from RefSeq and is a predicted model, not a curated record. Gene Ontology annotation, cellular component: membrane; cytoplasm. The transcript has 8 exons. Lineage: Eukaryota; Viridiplantae; Streptophyta; Magnoliopsida; Caryophyllales; Amaranthaceae.